This is a messenger RNA of Colletotrichum acutatum, 1599 nucleotides long. RefSeq lists its product as uncharacterized. The record is from RefSeq and is a predicted model, not a curated record. The transcript has 5 exons. NCBI's taxonomy places the organism in Eukaryota, Fungi, Ascomycota, Sordariomycetes, Glomerellales, Glomerellaceae. Bases 178 to 1161 code for a protein of 327 amino acids.
ACGCCUUGUGCGCAUAGCAUUGCCUCAGUGCUUCUCUAGUCGCCAAGGUGCGGCCCAACCAAAGAACGGUCCAACCGAAGUGUGGCCCAACUCUCUCAGUCCCAGCCUGAUCAAUCUUUUCAGGCAUCUGGUGAAACUUGACAGAAACCACAACAAAUCCGAUUGAUACCGAGGAAUAUGGCCGACGCGAUAGGAACCGCCGCGAGCGUUGUCGGCCUCGUUGUUGCGCUGCUGAAGACUAUUCAAGAGAUUCGAAAAGCCCGAGAGCGAGUGAAGAACGCGCCAAAAAGACUCGACGAGAUCUCCUCGUUACUCCAAAUCACGUCGCGGACGGCUAGUCUCGUCAGAGGGGAGCCCAGACUACAGACGCCUGCGGUUGUCCAUCAACUCGAGAUACUGAACGCAAUCGCGGAGGAGCUGGCACAGCUUUCAAAUAUACUGGAGAAGAAGAGCCGGAAAGACCCGGUUCUGAGUUUCUUUGGUACCUUGAAGACACAAGAUGCAGAUGAGACUGAGCUGGCCAACAUUACGAACCGUUUAUCCGAUGCCAAGGCAGAACUAGGCACUCGAAUACGUGCCAUUCAUGUAGGUCUGACGGGGAACCUAGAGGAUGGCUUCAGAGUUAUGCUCAAGGUUCUCGAGGAAAUCAACUCAAAAGUGUUCCAUGUGCUGGGUGAAAAUCUUAUUCAAGUUGACCGACUUCGAAACAGAGGUUUUACAAUUGUUGGGAAUGGCGCUAUCCUUCUCGGGCCAGCUGAUAUUCAAUCCUUGCAAUUGGAAGAGGAGCUCCCAUCUCAACGGUACACCUCCGGUGGCAGUCAUGUACUGAACUUGUCGGCUUUCGGCGACUCCGAGUUUCUCUCCAACCUUUCUUCCAUCUAUCCCGAUCUAGACACCAUAUUUCGUUACCAUUUUGGAUACCAGAGCUCGGCAGUUUCUUUCAAUUCUAGCAGGCUUGCUAGUGAUCUACAGGAAGAAAAAGGAAAGCCGUUCAUCUUCGUUAACGAUGAGACUGGACUGGGCCAUUCCAUGUUCUCAUUAUCCUCAAAGCGAUCCAGGAUCACCCAUCACAACGUCAACAAUUCUCGGUGGAUUGGCCUACCUCUUGCUUUACAAUUCUUAUCAACCGGAGCUUCUGACGCGAAUGAAUUACACCUUUAGGCACGAGCUCAAAACAUAUACAGCCGAAGUCUUCCGAGCCAGCUUAUUCCAUCGCAUGCUGGGUGAAAUUUUUCGACAUGCUGCUUCGCGGCAAAGACGCCCUAUUGUGAUCGUAGUCGACGGAAUAGACUUCGAAGGCAGCGAGGGGGACCGUGCGGACUCAAAUAUCUCUCGCCUGAUAUACCACAUCCAGCAGCUCCAACAUGAAAAUCCGGAAACCUGUCUGAAAUGGGUCUUGACCGGAAAAUUCUCAGAUACCUUACGGGGGCGGCUUUUGGAGUUAGGAACGGAUGCAGACACUACUGAGAUCAUCCUGAAACCUGAUGAUGUGGCAGCAGCCUUUGGACUACAAAAAGCUGUUCAACUUCCCUCUCGCCUAAUUUUUCUUGGCAUCUGCUGUUAGUGAAUGAGUGAGCCUACCACCAAAUUACUAACAGC